AUGGCCAAUCAGACGAGCAAUUCUACGAUAUUUGACGAGAUUAAAUCUAUACGCAAAAAGGGCGUGAAAUAUCAUGGCGAAGGCAAUUAUGAAGACGCGUUAUUUUAUUUUCAGAAAGCUGUAACUCAAAUCAAAUCGAUAGCGGAGAGUAGUGAUAGUCGUCGUCAACUUGAAUAUUCUAUUUAUCUCGCUAUGGCUCAAUCUUACCGGCAAAAAUAUCAAUUGAUAGAAGCCAAUGAAUACAGUGGAAAAGCAGAAAAGUUAGCUGAGAAACUAGAAGAGGUCAAGAUUUCUUAUUGUUUCGAUAUCCAGGGCGACUGUAAACGACUUCAAGGUGAUUUUAUGGGUGCUUUGCGUGAUUACAACAAAUCACUUCAAAUAAAAUUAAAAUCGUUAGGGAGUGAACAUCUUGAUGUCAGUGAGUCCUAUCAUAACAUCGGCUUGGUCUACCACAAUCAAGGCAAGCAUGACGAGGCAUUAAAAGAAUACAAUAAAUCAUUAAGGAUUAAACUGAAAAUUCUUAAAAAUAAUGAUCCAAGUAUUGCUGUAUUAUAUAACAGCAUUGGACAAGUCUAUGCUAAUCAAGGCAAGUAUGAUGGCGCUCUAUCAAUGUAUAACAAGUCACUCAAGAUUAAACUGACACAACUUGGUGAUAAUCAUCCAAGUAUUGCUGAUACAUAUAACAACAUUGGUCUUGUCUAUUAUCAUCAAGGCAAGUAUGAUGACGCUCUAUCAAUGUAUAACAAGUCACUCAAGAUUAAACUGACACAACUUGGCGACAAUCAUCCAAGUAUUGCUGAUACAUAUAACAACAUUGGUCUUGUCUAUCAUCGUCAAGGCAAGUAUGAUGACGCUCUAUCAAUGUAUAACAAGUCACUCAAGAUUAAACUGACACAACUUGGUGAUAAUCAUCCAAGUAUUGCUGAUACAUAUAACAACAUUGCAAAUGUCUAUGAUAAUCAAGGCAAGUAUGAUGACGCUCUAUCAAUGUAUAACAAGUCACUCAAGAUUAAACUGACACAACUUGGCGACAAUCAUCCAAGUAUUGCUACAACAUAUAACAACAUUGGUCGUGUCUAUAAAGAUCAAGGCAAGUAUGAUGACGCUCUAUCAAUGUAUAACAAGUCACUCAAGAUUAAACUGACACAACUUGGCGACAAUCAUCCAAGUAUUGCUGAUACAUAUUGCAACAUUGCAAGUGUCUAUGAUGAUCAAGGCAAGUAUGAUGACGCUCUAUCAAUGUAUAACAAGUCACUCAAGAUUAACCUGACACAACUUGGCGACAAUCAUCCAAGUAUUGCUUAUAUAUAUCACAACAUUGCAAGUGUCUAUCAUCAUCAAGGCAAGUAUGAUGACGCUCUAUCAAUGUAUAACAAGUCACUCAAGAUUAAACUGACACAACUUGGCGACAAUCAUCCAAGUAUUGCUGAUACAUAUCACAACAUUGGUUGUGUCUAUGAUGAUCAAGGCAAGUAUGAUGACGCUCUAUCAAUGUAUAACAAGUCACUCAAGAUUAAACUGACACAACUUGGCGACAAUCAUCCAAGUAUUGCUGAUACAUAUAACAACAUUGGUCUUGUCUAUCAUCAUCAAGGCAAGUAUGAUGACGCUCUAUCAAUGUAUAACAAGUCACUCAAGAUGGAACUAACACAACUUGGCGACAAUCAUCCAAGUAUUGCUAAUACAUAUAACAACAUUGGUCGUGUCUAUAAAGAUCAAGGCAAGUACGACGACGCUCUAUCAAUGUAUAACAAGUCACUCAAGAUUAAUCUGACACAACUUGGCGACAAUCAUCCAAGUAUUGCUAAUACAUAUAACAACAUUGGUCGUGUCUAUAAUCGUCAAGGCAAGUAUGAUGACGCUCUAUCAAUGUAUAACAAAUCACUCAAGAUUACACAAACACAACUUGGCGACAAUCAUCCAAGUAUUGCUAAUACAUAUAACAACAUUGGUCGUGUCUAUAAUCGUCAAGGCAAGUAUGAUGACGCUCUAUCAAUGUAUAACAAGUCACUCAAGAUUAAACUGACACAACUUGGCGACAAUCAUCCAAGUAUUGCUAUAACAUAUAACAACAUGGGUCGUGUCUAUGAUGAUCAAGGCAAGCAUGAUGACGCUGUAUCUAUGUAUAACAAAUCACUCAAGAUUCGACAAACACAACUUGGCGACAAUCAUCCAAGUAUUACUACAACAUAUAACAACAUUGCAAGUGUUUAUAGCGAUCAAGGCAAUGCAGAACAAGAAUCAGACGAAACUGAGAAACUCAAUGCUAGUUGUGCACCCGGAAUUCGAUUUGAAGUCUCUGUCGAUUCUAAUGAAACUGUUGAGAUAGAAAUGGACGAACCUGAUUCUUCAGCCAAGAAGUAUAACAGCAAAAUCGCAAAAGAUAUCGGAACGGAGUGGAAAACUUUGGCAAGAGAAUUUGGAAUGGAUCAACGCGACAUCCAAAAAAUUAUAGCUGAAAAUAAUGGAUCAGUUGACGAUCAAUGUGCGCAAAUGUUGAGUAUGUAUGCGAGUAGGAAAGGUCGGAGUUACACAAAGAGAGCAUUAGUUGAAGCACUCUUCAAAAGCGGGCUGCGUUCUGUAGCUGAAGAUCAUCGUAUGUGUAAAGUUAUUCUACAUUAA
Molecule: messenger RNA, 2622 nt
Organism: Trichoplax adhaerens
Lineage: Eukaryota; Metazoa; Placozoa; Uniplacotomia; Trichoplacea; Trichoplacidae
Exons: 4
Coding region: 1-2622 (873 amino acids)
Biological process (GO): signal transduction
Cellular component (GO): kinesin complex
Molecular function (GO): protein binding
Source: RefSeq, a predicted model, not a curated record